Gossypium arboreum is the source of this 2412-nucleotide messenger RNA. Its product is annotated as vacuolar-sorting receptor 3. The record is from RefSeq and is a predicted model, not a curated record. Lineage: Eukaryota; Viridiplantae; Streptophyta; Magnoliopsida; Malvales; Malvaceae. Bases 221 to 2110 code for a protein of 629 amino acids. Gene Ontology annotation, molecular function: calcium ion binding. The transcript has 12 exons.
CUGUGUUCUAAAAUCAUUUAAAACAUAAAAAUGUUUGUUUAAAAGAUCAAAGAUUUCGACUUUUGAUUUAAUAUUUAAUGGCCAUUUUCACUAUCUUUAUUUUUAAAAAACCCAUUUAAUUUUACAUGUUUUUCAUACACGAUCUUCAUCUUCUUCAUCAGUAUCGUCCUUAAAACUGAUCCAAUCCAAAUCCAAAAACAAAAAAACCCAAAGUAAAGAUAUGGAACUACGAACACUCCAGCAUCAUCUUCUUCAAGGGUUUAUGUUAUUAUCUUUGAUAAGCAAUUGUUACGCGAGAUUCGUGGUGGAAAAGAACAGCUUGACGGUAACAUCGCCGGAGAAGAUUAAAGGAACCCAUGAUAGUGCGAUUGGGAACUUUGGGAUACCUCAAUAUGGUGGAAGCAUGGCUGGUGUUGUGGUUUACCCUAAAGAAAACCAGAAAGCUUGUAAAAGCUUUGAUGACUUUGGGAUUUCGUUUAAAUCCAAGCCUGGUUCUCUUCCUACCUUUGUUUUGGUCGAUCGUGGAGAUUGCUUCUUUGCUUUAAAGGUUUGGAAUGUACAGCAAGCAGGUGCUUCUGCAGUGCUUGUUGCGGAUGAUAUUGAAGAAGCAUUAAUAACCAUGGACAAUCCUGAAGAGGACAGUUCAUCUGCCAAAUACAUUGAAAAUAUAACAAUUCCAUCUGCCCUUAUCGAGAAAACUUUUGGUGAAACUCUAAAGAAAGCUAUCAGUGGUGGGGAUAUGGUCAAUGUUAAUCUCGAUUGGCGAGAGGCUGUUCCACACCCUGAUGAUCGUGUCGAGUACGAGUUAUGGACCAACAGCAAUGAUGAAUGUGGAGUUAAAUGUGAUAUGCUGAUGGCAUUUGUGAAGGAUUUCAAGGGUGCUGCUCAGAUACUCGAAAAAGGUGGCUAUACGCAGUUCACACCCCAUUAUAUAACUUGGUACUGCCCUCAAGCUUUCACCCUAAGCCGACAGUGCAAAUCUCAAUGCAUCAACCACGGAAGAUACUGUGCCCCGGAUCCUGAACAAGAUUUUAGCUCAGGUUAUGAAGGGAAAGAUGUAGUUAUUGAGAACUUAAGGCAGCUUUGCGUUUUCAAAGUGGCAAAUGAGACCAAUAGGCCCUGGGUGUGGUGGGAUUAUGUGACUGAUUUUCAAAUAAGAUGCCCCAUGAAGGAGAAAAAAUAUAACAAGGAAUGUGCAGAUGGUGUUAUCAAAUCUCUUGGGCUUGAUGCUAAAAGGAUUGAAAAGUGUAUGGGAGAUCCAGAUGCUGAUAUGGAGAAUCCUGUUCUGAAAGAAGAACAAGAUGCUCAAGUGGGGAAAGGAUCUAGAGGAGAUGUUACCAUAUUGCCUACACUUGUUGUCAACAAUCGCCAAUAUCGAGGAAAGCUGGCCAAAGGUGCUGUUUUGAAGGCCAUAUGUGCCGGCUUCGAGGAGACUACUGAACCAGCUGUUUGUUUGAGUGGUGAUGUGGAGACAAAUGAAUGCUUGGAAAAUAAUGGUGGUUGUUGGCAAGAUAAAGCAGCAAAUCUCACAGCCUGCAGGGAUACAUUUCGAGGAAGAGUUUGUGAAUGUCCCUUGGUUGAUGGCGUGCAAUUCAAAGGAGAUGGAUACAGUCACUGUGAAUCUGGUGGGCCUGGAAGGUGCAAGAUCAAUAAUGGAGGUUGUUGGCAUGAGUCACGGAAUGGGCGUGCAUACUCUGCUUGUUUGGAUAACGGAGAUGUUAAAUGCCAGUGUCCUCCAGGGUUUAAAGGUGACGGUGUCAAAAGUUGUGAAGAUAUUGAUGAAUGCAAGGAGAAGAGAGCCUGCCAGUGCCCUGAAUGUAGCUGCAAAAAUACUUGGGGAAGCUACGAGUGCACUUGCAAUGGAGAUCUUUUGUAUAUCAGGGACCAUGAUACGUGCAUAAGUAAGAGCGGUACUGAAGUACGAUCAGCAUGGGCUGCUAUGUGGGUCAUUUUGAUCGGCUUGGCAAUGGCUGGUGGUGGUGCUUAUCUUGUUUACAAAUAUCGAUUAAGGUCAUACAUGGAUUCCGAAAUCAGAGCUAUAAUGGCACAAUACAUGCCUCUGGAUAGUCAAGGAGAAGUUCCAAACCAUGUAAGCAACGAUCGUGCAUGAAGAAGGAAAAACUCCAAUAUUUUCACGGAGUUCAGAUCAUUCAGGUUUGAUAUGGUUCUUGUUAUGCCUUUAGUUAGAUUUUUCGAGCAUGGAUGUUAUUUCGAAAAGAAAAAAUGUAUCGGAGAAAAAAAAAAAUCCAGAAUAGAAGUCAACUAUUUGUACCGUAUUCAUGCCGAAAAGGUUGAGAUCAGGGGCAGAUCUUAAGGAUCUGACUGUAGCUUUUUUUUUUUCUUUACAGAUUCUAAAUCCUCGGAAGCUUUUUUUUGGGUUUUGCUCCGUAAUUUAAAUGGCAAUUCUGUGUA